UUUUUUUGAUCUCUGCCGCACAGAACGCCACAGUGAUUUUCUGUUUUGUGUUUCGAUUGAUAAUAAUUUUUGAUUUUAAUUUUUAACACUUCACACAAACUCAGCAUUUAAAAAAGUUUAUUUUAUCAAAAAAACAAUGAAAACACGAUUGCUAUAAACAAUCUAACCCCAUUAUCUUUAUCAAAAUAAACAAAAUAUUUGAUUUAAAAAAAUAAACCUUACGAAUUCAAUCCCACCAAAGCCAAACCAAACCAAAAAACCAUUAAAAAAAAGUCAGAUACAAACUCAAGUAACAAAAUACCAACAACCCUACAAUGGAACCAUCGGCAUGCGAAGGUAAUCAAAAUCUAAAGGCAUUUGAACGCCGUCUAACCGAAGUAGUCUCUUCAUAUCGGCCCUCAACUUUGCGAUGGAGAAUUGUUUUAGCUGUUAUAUCGAUGUGCACAGCGAUUGGCGCUUGGUAUUGGUUGCGCGACCCAAAGACUUCAGUUGUUCCGCUCACGGAAUCGCUUUUAAUUCAUCCAGUAUUUUCUUUUGCAACAUUAACGCUAAUUUUGCUCUUCCUGUUUGGCAUUCAUAAGCUUGUGAUAGCUCCACAAAUAAUAACCUCACGCAUGCGACUCGUUUUAGGCGAUUUUAAUAUGAGUUGUGAUGACACUGGCAAAUUAAUCUUAAAGCCAAGACCGAAUAACAACUGAGAUAUAGAGAAAAAGCCACGCAGGCGAACUAGUCUUUAGUGAAAUUGAAUUUUUUGGAGGACACGAAUGGAUUUUUUUGUUUACAAAAAAAAAAAAAAAAUAA
Messenger RNA from Episyrphus balteatus (marmalade hoverfly), 801 nucleotides. It is a transcript of the gene Cnep1r2, whose product is annotated as nuclear envelope phosphatase-regulatory subunit 1 homolog. The transcript has 4 exons. Gene Ontology annotation, cellular component: cytoplasm; Nem1-Spo7 phosphatase complex. The record is from RefSeq and is a predicted model, not a curated record. NCBI's taxonomy places the organism in Eukaryota, Metazoa, Arthropoda, Insecta, Diptera, Syrphidae. The coding region runs from base 315 to 698 and encodes 127 amino acids.